CAUUUCCUUACCUGCUCUUUUUUAGCGGAGGGUAAAAUCGAGGAAGCAAUAAAGGAUGGUUUCUUGGCGCUCGAUGAAAAGAUGCGUGGGGACGAUGAGUUACGUGACGAUAUGUCGGGUACUACAGCUGUUAUCGUGCUGAUCAAGGAUCAGAAAAUUUAUUGUGGUAAUGUUGGCGAUUCGAGAGCAGUUGCCAGUGUUUGUGGCACAGCGUUACCGCUCAGUUUUGAUCAUAAGCCAGCGAAUGAGAACGAAGCGAGGCGGAUCAUUGCAGCCGGUGGCUGGGUAGAAUUUAAUCGUGUCAAUGGUAACCUAGCACUAUCGCGGGCGCUCGGCGACUUUGCAUUCAAAAAGAAUGAUCAGAAGCCUCCCGAGGAGCAGAUCGUCACUGCGUGUCCCGAUGUUAUUGUGCGUGAUUUGACGUAUAAUCACGAGUUCAUCAUACUGGCUUGUGAUGGUAUAUGGGAUGUGAUGUCGAAUCAGGAAGUGGUGGAGUUUUGCAGGGAUCGACUGGCUGCGGGUCGUGAACCUGAAGCGUUUUGGAUUGGUGGAGUUUGA
Molecule: messenger RNA, 558 nt
Organism: Gongylonema pulchrum
Lineage: Eukaryota; Metazoa; Nematoda; Chromadorea; Rhabditida; Gongylonematidae
Source: the annotation of a GenBank genome assembly